This is a messenger RNA of Gordionus sp. m RMFG-2023, 2264 nucleotides long. RefSeq names its product intracellular hyaluronan-binding protein 4.S-like. NCBI's taxonomy places the organism in Eukaryota, Metazoa, Nematomorpha, Gordioida, Chordodea, Parachordodidae. The transcript has 7 exons. Gene Ontology annotation, cellular component: nucleus; cytoplasm. Bases 127 to 1581 code for a protein of 484 amino acids. The record is from RefSeq and is a predicted model, not a curated record. Gene Ontology annotation, molecular function: RNA binding.
CCGCCAUAAUUAAAUCUUCUUUUAAUAAAUAUAGCUGCCAAAAUCGUAUAAUUGAUAAGCAACUAAACAGGAUGAUUCCCAGAAUAUCUCUUCAAUAAAUAUAUAUAUUUAAUUAGCACGUACAUAAUGACAGCAUUUGAGAGUUCAUUUGGGGUUGGUAUUGCUAAUAGAUUUAUGUUAUUGGAAGAAGAAAGCGAUGAGCAAUUGGAUGAGAUUCAAAAUGAUGGAGAUACUGAAAUAGUUAAAAACAGAAAACCUAUAGUUAGCAAAUCUGGUUUUAAAGAAGAUAAUAUUCCUAUAUCAAAUUUAAAUCUUGAAAAUAAGGUUAAACAAAAUAUUAGUGAUAAAACAACAAUUAGAAAAGAUGAUAUUAAGAGAUAUAAACCUAAUGAGAGGAUUCAAGAACAAAAUGAUAGACAAAAGAAUAUGUCAAGUAUCAAUGGAGAAAAGCCUCCACAAAGUUUUGAGGAUGCUAAAAGUCUAGGAAUGGGCAGAGGAAGGCCUGUUAGUAAUAUGCGUGGAGGUCUAGGUCGUGAUGUUAGGGCAAACAAACGAGAGUUUGAUCGUCAUAGUGGAAGUGAUAAAACUGGUGUUAAACCGGUUGAUAAAAAGGAUGGGGCAGGGAGCCACAACUGGGGUUCCAUUCAAGAUACUUGGGGGAAUUCAAAUGAUUUUACUGAAUCGCCAAAUAAUACAAUUGAUAAAACUGAAAUAGAGGAUCCAUGGAGCAAACCAGAGGAAAAUCCAGAUAAAAUAAAUUUCGGAAUUGAUGAAGUUCAUUUAUCUAAAUUUGAUGAUACACAAGAUUAUAUUAAUAAAUCUAUACACGAGCCUGAUGCAGAGGAUACUCCUGAGGCUAUACAGGAACCUGAGGUUAUUCAUAUGACACUUGAUGAAUGGAAAGCUUUACAAGAGAAGGAAAUUGUCAAACCUGAAUAUAAGUUAAGACAACCAGGAGAAGGGGAAGAUAAAUCGAAAUGGAAAGGCACUUAUGUUUACAAACCAGCUGAAAAUAUUCAAUUGAAUGAAAUUGAUGAAGAGAACAAAGCUCAUCAUUCAAACAAUUCAACUAAAGUUGGUAAAAAACUACUGGAUAUCAAUAUAAAGUAUACCUCACAUUAUAACUCUAGCAGAGGUGGUAACUUUGGGGCCAACAGACCUCCAUUUCAAAGACCCAUGAAUCAACAAAAUGGCCCUGCUACAAAUUCUUCUGAAGCAGGAGGAUCUGGAUUUAAAAGGGGAGGGGGAGCACCGUUCAACAGAGGAGGUAGUAGAGGCAGGGGUGGUAAUAGAGGUGGUUUUGAUAGUGGAAAUAGAGGUGGUUUUGAUAAUGGAAAUAGGGGUGGUUUUGAUAAUGGAAAUAGAGGUGGUUUUGAUAAUGGAAAUAGAGGUGGUUUUGAUAAUGGAAAUAGAGGUGGUUUUAAUAGUGGAAAUAGAGGUGGUUUUAAUAGACCCUCUGGGCCAAAUAAUUUUGGUAGAAGAAAUGAUUUUCCUAGAAAUAAUCCAGAUGGUAGUAGAAAUGAGCCCCUCUUCAAUGAUGAAAGUGAUUUCCCUUCUCUUCGGACUGUAACUGCUAAAUAAGUCAACUAAUUGUAUUUUAUUGGAUUUGUUAUUACCUUUUUACCACAGAUCUUAAUUUGUAUAUCAUGGCCCCAUCAUUACUGUAUUAAUAUAUCCUUUGUGUUAUACUUUAUAAAUUGCCAUUUGAGUUAUAUUAAACCUAAUUUCUAUUUUGCCAUAGAUUUUUUAUAAAAAUUAUGUGAUCCAUUUUUACCAUAUAAAAUGAAAAACUUAUAAAUGUCACCUAUGUCAUUGGGAAUAUCCAUCCUCUAUUGAAAUGUAUAUUUGUCAUUCAUUAUUAUAUUUUGAUAGUUUAAAAAACAGAUACACAAAGUUACCAUUUACAAUAUUAUUUUUUAUAUUAAACAAUUUGCAAUAUAUACAUUUAUAUAUUUGUCUUAUGUUACAAAUGAAAAUAUUAGUUAAAAUUUAGAUUAUAUUCUAUUAUAUUUUGUAAAUAUUGUAAAACUCUACUUUAUACCCAACAAGAACCUAUCAAAAUUAUUAAUUCUGUCAAUAGGUUUAUAUUAUAUAAAUUUGAGAAUAAUAAAAUAUAUUUUUAUUCAAUUAAAUCUUGAUUUGUUUUUGUAAUCAUAUAAAAUCUAUUCGUUUUUUUCUAUAUUCGAUUCCAUUUAUUACAAAUAUGGAUAAUGUUUAUUAUGUUUUAUAUUUUUCACCUAGAAAAAAAUAAAGAUUGAGACAAA